Phytomonas sp. EM1 is the source of this 900-nucleotide messenger RNA. The record is from the annotation of a GenBank genome assembly. NCBI's taxonomy places the organism in Eukaryota, Euglenozoa, Kinetoplastea, Trypanosomatida, Trypanosomatidae.
ACUAGAUCUUAUCCUCAACAUAAUACCUCAAAGGACAGGGAAAUGCAUAUUCUCUUAUUUUACCCAAUUACUAUGGGCUUGUCUACACUCUCCUUCCCUUGCAGUGGUUGUUACGUCAGCCUGUAAGCUCGAACGCAUAUAUCGAUCGAAAGGCGCGCCGUUUAGGGUGAAAAUGUCAAUACUCGCCGCGAAUCAAAUUAAAUCGCCACCAUACAAGGCAAAAAUUCGAGUUAAAAGGCAUUUUGAAUUUGAAGGAAAGAGAAGGAGUGCUACAGGAAGGCAUCGUUGUUUGCAGGCGAAGAAAGUUGCGACUGUGCGAGGGAGUAAGAAAAGGCAAGGAAUAGCUCCAUUAUGAACUUGAAACGUGAUAACAAUUACGUUUUUAUCACUCUGGUGAAGAAAUGCCAAGCAGAAACUGAUUAAAUUUCCUACUUCUUUCCUUAUAAAUCUUUCAUAACUAAACUUUUUUAUCCUUUGAAUCAACAUUAUGAACAAGCUUCAUAUGUGUAUAUAAUAUUUUUAGAAUGCACGCAUAACAUCUAGAAAUACAGACACUUUGAGUGCAUGUGUUCUGGUAAAAGCAAUGAAUUGACUUUUACAUGGCGUCAUCGAAUACUGUUAAUACGCUGAAUGUAUGGAAAACACGAAGAAUAUAAAAUAGGCGUGUUGUCAUCAACAAGGAUGUGUAUAUUGUAAGAAUAUUUUUAUUUCAAUCUUCUCAUUUUUAGCCACCACUAGGGUGUAAUUUUUUUGUAUUUGCAUAAGCAAAUGAAUACAAAUGAAGUCAAGUGAUGAGGUAGAAAAUAAAGGAAGAUGUUUGGAAACUGCAGAAAUAGUCUUACACAUAAGAUGAUGUUGCCCAUGUGUCAGUCAACAACAAAGCAGAAUAAUAAUCAAAAA